Molecule: messenger RNA, 1820 nt
Organism: Gadus macrocephalus (Pacific cod)
Lineage: Eukaryota; Metazoa; Chordata; Actinopteri; Gadiformes; Gadidae
Exons: 8
Coding region: 204-1181 (325 amino acids)
Source: RefSeq, a predicted model, not a curated record
GACUUGAACUACAGAGCGGGGCUGUAGAAGACAAUUCAGUACACACUAGUACACAUAGGAACGACGCCUGGAAAUCACAGAAACUAUGAAUGCGGAACUGAAACCUACGCGAAUAUAGACUUCGCCAAAUAUAAACCGAAACUAAAAUAUGUAGUGGGAAGAUGCAGUAACAAAGCCUGCACUCUACAUAACUUUUAGGGAACAUGGACGAGAUAAGACCGCUGUUGGACAACUCGCCAGCAGAGGGCGCAGAUGUUCCACAUCUGAACCUGAGGCCGAGGCACCAGGAGUUGAUCCCGACACCAUGCGGCCCGAUCAAGCCCUGGGCGGAGCUGAGCCGGGCGGUGCAGCUGUACUUCUGCUUCACGCUGGCCUCCAUGUGCGUGCUGCUGGGCCUCACUCUGGCCAGCUUCUGCGGACAGUACGACGCCCUCCUGGAGCAAGACUUGGGCGUCUCCCUCAUCCAGCUGGUGGGAAUCUUGUUCUGCGUGUACUACGUGGUGCGGGGCGUGCUGCAGGAGAACAGACAGGAGCUGUGUGCCUUCCUACUGAGCGUGCUCACUCUUGUCCUCCGCUCAGUGCUCAACUACAGCCUCCUGCCGCACCAGGAGCAGCAGCAGCUAAUGGUGAGGUUUGUGUGCAUACUGUGUGUGGGCGUGGUCCACGUCGUCUGCACCUGCCUCCUCAUCGGCACGGCUGAUAGGAUGGCCUUUCGCGUGGGCGGGGCAUUGGAGAGCGUCCAAGAGCGCUACUUCCUGCUAAACCUGUGCUUCUCCAUGGUGACCUUUGACCUGCAAGCUCAGCUGUGCUUGUGUAUCUUGAUGAAAUCGGGGAGCGAAGCCACGAACCUCAGGGACUGCAUUCUGAUCGGCUGCGCCCUCUUCUGGUCAUGUCUCACUACUGCAGUCGGCGUGGUUGCUCUUUUGAAAGAAGCCCGAGUCUUGGUUUUGGUAUUCCUCCUCCUGAACAUUCCAGAAGUGGCCUUUUUCAUCUAUCUCAUGUUCACGGUCAUCAGCAGGUGGCUGGCAGACAGCGGCGGCCCCCACACGCUGGAGGCUGCCAGCGUGGUGGGGGCCCUGCUCUCCGUGGGGAUCAAGAUGGUGCUCCUGGGGGCACUCGGCCGUCUGGACAAGCACUUCCGUCAGGGCCUGAGGGGCGCGGAGCCUAGAGCUGCCGGCUGAAGCAUUAGUUACAAAUAUACAUAUUUUUUCCAUCAUUUUCAUAUUAAGUACAUAUCUAUAUAUAUACACCUGUAUCUAUAUAUCUAUAUAUAUUUGAUAUACAUGUGCACUUUUCUGGCUAAUAUUUUGCCUAACGUUUUUCUUCCCUGGACUUCAGCCUACUGAAGUUUCUGAGGUUCAAGGAGAUGGUCGCUAGAUAGCCCCGGUGUUUGAACCAACCAACCUGUACUAUGUCCGGUCACUGCCCUGCGCCGUCCACUACGCACUCAGACAAGCCGCUCUGUGCUCUUCGGUUUGCCUCGUGCGUCGGCUGUUACUACUGACGACUGUCAUCCAAAGCACUUUUAGAAAUGGGGAUACAGGUCAUCCAUGAGCAGGUGGCUAAAGCAUUUUACUAAAAAGACAUUGGGAUUAAAAUUCAGUUCCUUUAACGUACGGUAUUAAUUGACCGUGUCCAUUGUAACCCGUUAACUGACCGUCUCCAUGGAAACCUGUUAACCGACCGUCUCCAUUGUAACCUGUUAACUGACCAUCACUAUGAAUAACCUGUUUAUUGACCGUCUCCAUGGAAACCUGUUUACUGACCGUCUCCAUGGAAACCUGUUAACCGACCGUCUCCAUUGUAACCUGUUAACUGAC